AUGGAUGAUAGCUAUUUGCCAAGCACAGCCAAGAACCAAGAUGUGUGGAGUAAAAUGUUAUUAUGGAGUUGUAGAGAUGAAUGUCGGUAUUCUUGCAUGUGGAAGACGGUGCAAGGUUUCCAUGAACGAGGCUUCUCUGUACCUAAAUUUCAUGGCAAGUGGCCGUUUGCUAAAAUACUGGGGGUUCAAGAACCAGCAUCUGCCUUUGCGUCUGUGUUGAACCUUGCUGUACAUGUGUUUAUGUACAGUGAGAUCGUGAGACUUUUCCCAACUAGGUCUAUGCCUAUUGUACUCUUUUGGCAUGUGUUUGCUGGGAUAUGUAUGAAUGCUUGGCUUUGGUCUACAAUAUUCCAUACCAGAGACAAUUAUUUCACAGAGUUUAUGGACUAUGCUUGUGCUUUGUCUAUGGUCAUGAGUUUAUUUGUCGCGGCGGUAUUAAGGGUAUUUCACAAGCGAAGGAAGCUAUCGGUUCUCGUGCUGCUGGCAACACUGGUGUACUAUGUAGAGCACGCCCGGUAUUUGUACACGGGUCAGAUCGACUAUGACUAUAAUAUGCAAGUCAAUGUGUUCUUUGGUGUCCUAGGGUCCGCCAUUUGGCUGUCCUGGGCUAUCAUCCAGUACAUAGCUGGGCGUCGCUACGUGCGACGUCUGAUGCUUUUCAUCCUUCUCUCCGGAGUGGCUCUGACUUUGGAGCUGUUGGACUUCCCCCCAAAGUUCGGUUGGGACGCGCACGCAUUGUGGCACUUGACUACUGUCCCUUUGCCGUUCUUUUUCUAUAGAAUGUUCUUGUGA
Zerene cesonia (dogface butterfly) is the source of this 792-nucleotide messenger RNA. It is a transcript of the gene PGAP3, whose product is annotated as post-GPI attachment to proteins factor 3. The coding region runs from base 1 to 792 and encodes 263 amino acids. NCBI's taxonomy places the organism in Eukaryota, Metazoa, Arthropoda, Insecta, Lepidoptera, Pieridae. Gene Ontology annotation, cellular component: endoplasmic reticulum membrane. Gene Ontology annotation, molecular function: hydrolase activity, acting on ester bonds. The transcript is spliced from 7 exons. The record is from RefSeq and is a predicted model, not a curated record. Gene Ontology annotation, biological process: GPI anchor biosynthetic process.